AUGCCCUUCAACAAAAAGGAAGGUGGCUCAAAGAUGGUUGGGAAGUCAUCGCAUAUUCCAGAAGCCGCGGUUUCGUUGCAGCAGAGAGUCACACAGGAUAAAAGCCCUCACCAAGAGCUUUUAGUUGCUCUAUCAAGAACCGGUCACGACUUUGUCGAGGAGGCGUCAAUAGUCAAUGUUACUGGAAGCACCCGGCCUCUGGCCUUCAGCCUAUAUGUUUCUAGUAAAGUCAAUGGAGAAAUUUACGGCAAUUUAGAGUCUAUUGAGACUGCCGAGGCAUCAGAGACUGCAUCUGAUCCUCUAUCGUUUCAUAUCUUGAUUUAUCCUCUGGCAGACAGAAAGUUUGCUGAAGGUUUGAAAACAUUAGCAAAGGAAAACGCCAAGCGGUAA
Messenger RNA from Penicillium angulare, 390 nucleotides. RefSeq lists its product as uncharacterized. The transcript is spliced from 2 exons. Lineage: Eukaryota; Fungi; Ascomycota; Eurotiomycetes; Eurotiales; Aspergillaceae. Bases 1 to 390 code for a protein of 129 amino acids. The record is from RefSeq and is a predicted model, not a curated record.